AGGUCCUAAUGGUCACGAGUGAGGUGGCCCUGGUGGGUGUGGCCAGCUCUGCAUUGGCCUGUUGGUUCUGUGACAUCACAGAAGCCUCUGUGAGGUCACGGCAGUUAUCUAUAUAAGGCGUGGCUCGGGUGGGUCUGUUGUGGGUGGAAGGAGACUGUUUAGAGUUGAGUGGAGAUUAGAGUUGAGUGGAGAUUAUCGUUGAUUUGAUAACUGCUUUGGUGCUAUGGGUAGUAUAGGGAAUCAUUACCCAGUGCCCAGCAGGGUUCAUGGCAAGUGUAGUGAGGGAGCAUCCUGUCUGGGCCUCACGACCAGCGUGUCUAGACGGGGACUUCGAGAACACUACAGUGUGGUACGCUUUAUCGGCAAAGGCGGAUUUGGCAAAGUGUUUCUAGCUCAACAUUGUGCCACAGGCAUGCAGGUAGCGGUGAAAAAAUUAACAAAGGCAAGGGCGCGAAAGGGCAGCAUUAUGUCAGAGGUGGGACUUCUGAAGGACCUUCAACACCCGAACAUCACACAGUUACUAGAAGUUAUAGAGACCAGGCACAGAGUCUAUCUAGUGCUCGAAUAUGUGUAUGGAGUCAACCUACGGAAAGAGAUCUGCAGAAGCAAAAAGAACAGGCUGUGGGAGAAGGAGGCCCAGAGGAUUUUCAGAGACGUCUUGGCAGCGGUGGAUUACUGCCACAGACAGGGCAUUGUGCACGGGGACCUCAAGCCUGAAAAUGUUUUGAUCAACACCGAAGGUCGGGCCAAGAUCUGUGACUUCGGGUUGGGGAUCCGGUUCCUCCCCGGGCAGGAGGUGACCGCAGUGGGCGGCACACUGGCCUAUUACGCACCCGAAAGACUCUCGUGCCGGCGGUACGAAGCCCCUCCCCUGGAUGUCUGGGCCCUGGGAGUGACGUUAUAUGAAAUGGUUGUUGGGGAUCAUCCCUUUUAUCAGGGUGAAUCGGAGACGAUCAGAAAUAUCCUUCGUGGGAGGGUCUCUUACCCCUGCUUCGUCUCCUGCAAAGUCAAACACCUUAUUAGCAACAUCCUGAGCCGGGACCCCACGAGGCGGCCAACACUGCAGGAGGUGCUGAAGCACCGCUGGCUUCAGAGUGUCCGGCCCCCCAGUCCUCCGGAGCCGCUCCCUGUGCCCACGAAGAGGGCAAUCCUUAGCCGAAUGGCUGGAAUGGGAUUCAACGUGUUAACAGUGAUGGACUCCUUGAGGAGGAAAGAUUACAAUCACAACAUGGCCACAUUCCUCCUGUUGCAGAGCCAGGCCCUCCAGGGGCCUGUGCAUGAGGCUGCAGAAGAAACACCGUGGCCCCUGGCGGGUCCUGCACCCUCAGCUCUCAUCCCCUGGAGGAGGGCCAGCGAGCCUGCCCCCUGCCCUGGCCGCUCAUGCCCCAGCGUGAAGCCCGGAGGAGAGCAGGGUGGCAGAGGCUCCCAGCCACCUGUGACCAUCCGGAGGACCCCACCUCCCGUUGUGUCCCCCCAGCCU
This is a messenger RNA of Fukomys damarensis (Damara mole-rat), 1480 nucleotides long. RefSeq names its product sperm motility kinase 2A-like. The record is from RefSeq and is a predicted model, not a curated record. Lineage: Eukaryota; Metazoa; Chordata; Mammalia; Rodentia; Bathyergidae. The transcript has a single exon. Gene Ontology annotation, cellular component: cytoplasm. The annotation marks the transcript as partial. Gene Ontology annotation, molecular function: protein serine/threonine kinase activity; ATP binding. Gene Ontology annotation, biological process: intracellular signal transduction; protein phosphorylation.